GUCAAUUCUCAGUGCAGCCAGCAAGGUUGCUGGUCGUGGCAGCACGACAGACCGGCACGUAAGUUGUCGUUGCUUUUUGUACAGGAAGCGCAUUUGUAAUUAAUUUUUCAGACGGAUUGUUGGGAGUUUUUGUGUAAGCUAUUAGGUACCGAAUUUGUACCCUCUUUCGCCUCAGUCAUUUUUUGUAGCAACGAAAACUUUUACCCGUGCCUCACUCACCUCUUGUUGGUCACACGUAGCGUCUCAGCUGCUCAUUUACUCACACGAACCUGAACAAAUGAAACAGGUGGAGCAGGUGCACCAAGUUUUACUGAAGAGUAUUCUUCGCACUCUUAGGAGAUCAGCAUGUCACCAUGGAUUAAGCAGGUUUGCCUUGUUCUUGCGGCAGUGUUCAUGUUGUCCAGUACAACAGAGUCAAAGAAGGAUGAAGCAUUGUAUUGUUCAGCCUGCAUGGCGAUUGCAGAGGAGAUUAACUAUUCAGUCAGUCAAACUGAUCCAAAAAAGACGAUUCAUGUUGGUGGAUUCAGACUUAAACCCGAUGGAAGUCUUACAGACAAAAAGGUUCCUCUGGCUAGGUCUGAGGCUUACUUAACUGAACUGCUGGAAGAAGUUUGCAAUAGCAUGAGCGAUUAUGCUCUCUAUGAGGACCCGGACACCAAAGAAAAGAGCUACAAGAGAUUUGCACCAAGAGGAAAUGAUGGCGUGAAUUUUCCCGAUUUCAAAAAUUUUAAGUUUGAUGGACCAGAGAGUUCCAGUGCCUUGAAGUUUGCUUGUGAAAGCAUUGUGGAAGAGUUGGAAGAUGAUAUCAUCUCCCUCUUCGCCAGUGAGGCAGACCAUGUGGCUAAGACGUUGUGCAGUGAAGUAUCAGGUCACUGUAAGAGCUCCGUUUUCCAGCACAGCGAACUUUAGUUCCAGAUUAGCGUCUGCUGAAGAACACUCAAAACCUGGACCAAAAAUGAAGACAUUAAAUAUUUUCCUAAAGUGUGUUAUUGUUUAGAAUUUUUUAGUAACUUCAAAAUUAUGAUGAUAAAAAUUAUUUGACAUUCAUAAAGCGUAUUACAACUGCUUCCACUGUUGAUUAGUGGGCACACUCUUCCUGUAUUACUUUCAUAUAUAAUAUAAUAUAAUAUAAUAUACUGAACCUGAUUUUAUUCCGAUGACUUGUGAUUUAAUUUACAUGCUUAAUUCCUUAGUUCAUUUUAACCUCAAUUUAGUUUCAUGGCAUUCACUAUGGUA
This is a messenger RNA of Sinocyclocheilus anshuiensis, 1236 nucleotides long. Its product is annotated as protein canopy-1. The coding region runs from base 346 to 909 and encodes 187 amino acids. Lineage: Eukaryota; Metazoa; Chordata; Actinopteri; Cypriniformes; Cyprinidae. The record is from RefSeq and is a predicted model, not a curated record. Gene Ontology annotation, cellular component: endoplasmic reticulum. The transcript is spliced from 7 exons.